AUGAAAAAUUGGCAAAAAGACGUUUUUCAACCAUUAUAUAAACAAGUAACACAUGCUUGUCUUGUUUUAAUUAAAUCUGAACGAAAUAAUGCAAUUAUUAAUACUCAUUUAAUCAGUGGAGUAAUUCAAAGUUAUGUCGCACUGGGUUUUACGGAAGAUACAACAAAUAAUAACCAAAUGACAUCACCAACACCGACAACAAUUUAUAAAGAGUUUUUUGAAGUACAAUUUUUUCAAGCUACAAAACAAUUCUAUAGAUUAGAAGCAGCGACUUUUCUUCUUCAUAAUUCUGUUACUGAAUAUUUGAGAAAAGUAUCACAACGUCUUGAUGAAGAAGUUCAUCGAGUACAGUCUUAUUUACAUCCAUCAACAUUAUCAGCAUUAAUUAAGGCCUCACCCCCCCCCCCCUCCCACUCAAAAAUCGAUCUCAGCCCAGGAACGUUCAAAUGGGCUGAAAUUUGGAGCAUAUAAUCAAAAACACUUCUUCGUGAUGAAAGACAUCAAGAUUUAGCACUUCUUUUCAAAUUAGUCAAUCGAGUACCUAAUGCAACUAAUGAAUUGAAAAAAAUUGUUGAAAAUCAUAUUUAUGAAAUGGGUAUCAAUACUAUUGAACGUGUUAGUGGAACAGCUAUUAAUGACCCGAAACUUUAUAUUGAAACAAUUCUUGAUAUUCAUAAGAAAUAUUUAACACUUGUACAAAAUGUUUUCACGUUGUUUGAUUUUAUGAUUAAUUAUUUCAUAUUUUUGGCUUGUGCUAAAUUUAUUAAUAAUAAUCCAGUGACACAAACAGCUGGUAGUACAACCAAAUCACCUGAAUUACUUGCUCGAUAUUGUGAUAUACUUUUACGAAAAGGAAAUAAAGGUGUUGAAGAAACUGAUCUUGAAGAGAAAUUCAAUCAAAUUAUGAUCGCUUUUAAUUAUGUUGAAGAUAAAGACGUUUAUCAAAAAUUCUAUAGUAGAAUGUUAGCAAAACGAUUAGUUGGUCAAUUAAGUGCAUCCGAUGAUUAUGAAGAAUCAAUGAUAUCAAAACUUAAACAAGCAUGUGGCUAUGAAUAUACAUCAAAAUUACAACGAAUGUUUCAAGAUAUUGGUGUGAGUAAAACUCUUGUGCCUGAAUAUGAAAAGUACCGCGAAAAUCAUCGUGCCACUGGCAUAGCUGAUUUUUCUAUCAUGGUUCUCAGUUCAAACUCAUGGCCAUUUUCUGCUCCAUCGAAUUUCAUUUUACCUAUCGAAGUAAGAUUCUCCUUAUUACUCAUUUCCUUUCAUAAGUGAAUUAUCAUUUUAGUUAAAACUCACAUUUGAUAGUUUCACUGAUUUUUAUACACAUCGUCAUAAUGGAAGAAAAUUAACAUGCCUUCACCAACAUUCUAAAGAUGAAUUACAAACAUUUUUUACUAGACAAAAAUACAGUACUGCUCAAAAAUAUAAGACCACUUUAUUUUUGAUCUUUUUCUAUAAUGCUAAACAGUUAGCUCAAAUUCAAAUAGUGCUUCUAAUAGCCAAUGAAGUUUCCUAUUUAC
Rotaria sp. Silwood2 is the source of this 1520-nucleotide messenger RNA. Lineage: Eukaryota; Metazoa; Rotifera; Eurotatoria; Philodinida; Philodinidae. The record is from the annotation of a GenBank genome assembly.